AUGCAAAUUUGGACUCAAUAUGAGCAAAAGAACAACUUGUCACCAAAUUCAAUUGUUGGAGCAAUUUUAUCUGAAGAAUUUCGCGAGCAUUUCAAAACUUUUGAAAGAGGACAAUUGACAGCUGAAGAUGUUGAUCCAUUAUUGAGCCAUGUUUAUAAUUUGAAAAAUGGUGGAAAUCGCGGAGUUAUGCCACUAUUUUCAAUGUUUUGCGAAGGAAUGUCAGCUGUUCCAUUAGAACCAGAGAUGGUUAAACUUGUUAAGGUAUUUUUUUUUUAAAUUAAUUGGCACCUUGAUAUCUGAAAUGUUUUUCAGUCUCUGCGCCUUGCUGGUUAUCGAACUAUUCUAAUCACCAACAAUUUCUGGUUCGAUCGUGCUCGUCUUUCUCCAACAAUUCCCGCUGAAAUCAAAUUCCUUUUUGAUGAUAUUUUGGAGUCCUGUCGACUUGGAAUUCGCAAACCGGACACUAAAAUUUAUAACCUCGCUUGCCAACAAAAUAAAGUGAAGCCAGAAGAAUGUGUAUUUUUGGAUGAUCUUGGCCCAAAUCUCAAACCAGCUAAAGAACUCGGAAUGGCAACUAUUAAAGUGACAAGCACUCGGCAAGCAAUUUCUGAUCUUCAAAAAGUUUUGAACUUGGAUUUAUCAUUUCCACCAGAAACUAGAGAAUGUAUUCCAAGAGAAGUUCUGCCACAGGAUAAACUUGAGAAACUUUUGAGUAAGAAGAUUCAAACUGUUCGAAAAUUUCGACAUGGACAAUCGAAUCCAACUUAUUAUAUCAAAACCGAGAAAAAUCAGGAAUACGUGUUAAGAAAGAAACCGGUAGGUUUUUCUUUUUUUUGUACAAUGUUAAUUGAAUAUUUUCAGUCUGGAAGUCUUUUGCCAAAAGCUCAUCAAGUUGAUCGUGAAUUCCGAAUCAUAAAUGCUCUUCAAGCCCAUCUUCCACUCCCAAAAACUAUUCUUCUUGAUGAAAAAACUUUAGAUACUCCAUUUUAUCUCAUGGAAUAUCAAAAAGGUCGCAUAUUUUUGAACCCAGCUUUACCGGAAUUGAAACCAACUGGUAAUCAAGUUUUUUUGAAGUUUAAAAAUUACCCUAAUCAAUAAUUUUUCAGAACGCCGACAAGUUUAUGAGGAAGCUUUGAAAACAUUGGCGAAAAUUCACUCGAUUGAUUAUAAAAAGGCUGGAUUGUCUGAUUUUGGAAGAGCUGAUGGAUAUAUGGAAAGAAAUUUGAAAAGAUGGACAGAUGCAUUUGAAAUGUCGAAAACUGAAGAGAUUCCUGAAAUGGAUAAACUUCAAAAUUAUCUCAAAACUCAUCUUCCAAAAAAUGCAAAAUCUACAAUUGUUCAUGGUGAUUUUCGAAUUGAUAAUUUGAUAAUCGAUGAAAAUUCAAUCAAUGUUCGUGGUAUUCUUGAUUGGGAACUUUCAACAAUCGGAGAUCCAUUAAGUGAUUUGGCGACUUUUGUAUUCAUUUAUUAUGUUCCAAAUCGAAUGAGACUUUCGCCAGGAAUUGGAGAUUAUACUGAAUCAGAUCUUCGGAGACUUGGAAUUCCAACUGUUUCAGAAUGUUUGGAAUUGUAUGCGAAAUAUACAAAUACAAAUGUUGUGGAUUCUGAAACUUGGACUUUUUAUAUGGCAUUUGUUGUCUUCAGAUUUGCAAGUAUUUUACAAGGUGAGAAAAACUGCAUGAUUGGAAAAAAAACAAACAAUUUUUUAAGGUGUUCAUAUGAGAUCACUUCUCAAAAAUGCAUCAUCAACUGAAGCUUCAUUAUUGGGACCACUUGUUAGAAAACUUGCAUCGGAAGGAUAUCAAAUGGUUUCACAACUUCAUUCUGCUAAAGUGUAUGGUUCUCUUCAAGUUGUGCCAAGUGCAAUGUCUGAAAAAGCUCAAAAAUAUUAUAAAAUUGUGAAAGAUAUAAUUCACAAUGAUGUGAUUCCUUUGGAAAUUGAACUUAUGGAAUAUUAUGAGACUAGCCCAGAUCGUUGGACAAUUUCACAUCCAAAAAUUGAAAAACUCAAAGAGAAAGCGAAAAAUCUUGGAGCUUGGAAUUUAUUCAUUUCGGAUCAUAUUGAUCCCGAUCAAAGAUAUGGAAAAGGAUUAACAAAUGUUGAAUAUGCUCAUAUUUGUGAAUUAAUGGGAAGAAGUGUUUUUGCUCCAGAAGUAUUUAAUUGUCAAGCACCGGAUACUGGAAAUAUGGAAGUUCUCAUAAAAUAUGGAAAUGAAGAGCAGAAGAAAAAAUGGUUGGAACCUUUAUUGGCUGGAGAAAUCAAAAGUUGUUUUGCAAUGACAGAACCUGAUGUUGCAAGUAGUGAUGCAACAAAUAUUCAAGCAUCAAUUGUUCGAAUUGGCAAUGAAUAUGUUAUAAAUGCUCGAAAAUGGUUCAUCUCAAAUGCGUCGCAUCCAAAAUGUCAAAUUGCUAUUUUUAUGGGACAAGUUGCUGGAGAAAAGAAAUCGAGAUUAUUCCAACAAUCAAUGAUUCUUGUUCCAAUGCAAACUUCAGGUGUUGAAAUUGUUAGAAAUACUCAUGUUUUUGGAUCACAAGAUGCUCCAGGCGGACAUCCUGAAAUUCUAUUCACAAAUGUUCGAGUUCCAGUUGAAAAUAUGAUUCUUGGAGAGGGAAGAGGUUUUGAAAUUGCACAAGGAAGACUUGGACCUGGAAGAAUUCAUCAUGCAAUUAGAUUGAUUGGACAUGCUGAAAGAUCCAUUGAUGUUAUGAAAGAUCGGGUAAGUUAAUGACAACGUAGCCAUACCACGCCCAGGGUGAGGCAUUUGCACGGCGCCAAUAAAAAUUUACGGAAAUUCACCUCGCCAAUUUGAGAUUUUCUUGAAAAACAGCAAGUUUUUGCUUGUUUUUCCGUUAAAAAGUGGUAUUUUUCGGCCGAAAACGUUGUUUUGACCUCGCCAAAAAAUUUCAAUACCCACACCGCCAAUUUUCAAAGUUAACUUGCACGAAGCUGGGCGUGGUAUGAACGUAGCUUUUCGGAGGACCAAGUUUCAGAUUUAAUUAAAAAUUUUGCAUAAUUUAUCGGUUUUUUUGGAACCGAACCAGUCUCACAGAAGUGUUCUAAUCUUGAUUUACUUUCAGUUGAUGACUCGAAUCGCAUUCGGAAAACCGUUAGUGAAAUUCGACAGUCUCCGAAAAGAAUUGGCACUUUCUCGAUGUGAAGUUGAACAAGCUCGAUUAUUAGUUCUCAAAGCUGCACAUAUGAUUGAUACUGUCGGACCAAAAGAAGCCAAAUCUGAAAUUGCAAUGAUCAAAGUUGUUGCUCCAAAUAUGGCAAUAAAAAUAAUCGAUCGAGCAAUGCAACAACAAGGAGCUCGAGGACUCACACCAUUUACACCAUUGGCUAUGUUUUAUGUUUGGGCGAGAGCACUUCGAGUUGCUGAUGGACCUGAUGCUGUACAUUUAGAAACUAUUGCUAAACUUGAAUUGAAAUCAAGAUUGUAA
Molecule: messenger RNA, 3441 nt
Organism: Caenorhabditis angaria
Lineage: Eukaryota; Metazoa; Nematoda; Chromadorea; Rhabditida; Rhabditidae
Source: the annotation of a GenBank genome assembly